CGGCGGCUCCGCCCACUUCAUGGUGCUUCUGAAAGCUUUAAAAUUUCGCGAGGACCCCAAAUUCAUGUUGUAAAGAUCUUCGCACACCUGCAGAUACACAUGGAGACACGACAGGGGAUGAAAGACGCCCUCCAGCUGGGUAUAGACGCACGGAAAGACGAGCUGUACAGUUUGAGUCGAGACAUCUGGAGCCGACCUGAGCUCGCAGGCAACGAGACGCAUGCGCACGACAGGCUGGUCCGCUUCUUCUCUCGGGAGCAGGCAUGGACGGUGGAAAGGCAGUACAAGCUACCGACCGCAUUCCGGGCCAGCUGGGGUCCGGUCGGUGGCGGGGAGGGUGACCCGGGUCUGAACGUGGGGUUUCUGUGCGAGUACGACGCGCUGCCGGGUAUCGGGCACGCGUGCGGGCACAACCUGAUAGCGGAGGUGGGAGCCGCCGCCGCUCUGGGGCUGAAGGCUGCUUUAGAAACCCAGACCCAGCUCCCUGUACCGGUGAAGAUAACUGUUGUGGGAACUCCUGCUGAGGAGGAGAUGGGAGGAAAGAUCGACCUGAUCGAGGCCGGGGCCUUCGCUGACAUCGAUCUUGUCUUCAUGGCUCACCCAGCUCAGCAAGAUGCUUCAUUCCUGCCCUGCGUCGCACUCGAUGAGGUGUCAGUGAAGUACCACGGGAAGGCAUCUCAUGCUGCUGCGUACCCCUGGGAGGGAGUGAAUGCCCUGGAUGCUGCCGUGCUGUCCUAUAACAACCUCUCUGCACUCAGACAGCAACUCAGACCAGAGUGGAGGCUGCACGGCAUCAUUAAACAUGGAGGGGUGAAGCCCAACAUUAUCCCUGCCUACACCGAGUUAGAGUUUUAUAUGCGGACGCCGCUGGUUAAGGAUCUGUGUGACCUGAAGGCCAAAGCUGAGGCUUGCUUCAGGGCAGCUGCUGUCGCCACCGGCUGCCAAGUGGAGAUAAGCUACCCGUCCCAUGCCUACUAUAACAUUCUGCAUAAUGCCACACUGGCAAACCUGUAUGAAAAUAAUGGAAAAGCUUUGGGGAUUCAGUUUCCAGAGCAGCCAGCCAACUUCUCUGGUUCUACAGACUUUGGCAACGUAUCAUUCGUAGUCCCUGGUAUCCAUCCUUUCUUCUACAUCGGCAGCGACGCAUUUAACCACACUGAGGAAUACACUGAAGCAGCAGGAGCUGAAAAGGCCCAGUUGUUCACCCUGAGGACAGCCAAAGCCCUGGCUAUGACAGCUGUGGAUGUAGUGUGCUGCCCUGCUCUGCUGAGUCAAGUGAGAGAAGACUUCAGGCUGGCCAAACUAAAGCAGGAGAAAAGACUAGAAGGCAGCGAUACAGCUCCAUGAAAACAAUGACUUAAAUAAUGAUAGUAAAUGAUUAGCUGUUUUAAUGGCUAAUUUAACAUCUGACCAAGGGACAACUUCUGAAUACUAGCAUUUUGGCUAACACUGGCUCCUUUACAGUGAUGUUUAUCAAUGUGUAUUAACCCUGAAAAAAUGAAAUAAAUAAAUAAAUGUUAAAAAAUAAAAUAAAUGUAUUAUAGGACAUUUUAUUUUAUGUAAGUUAGUCAGUAAGCUAGUUGGGCUUCCAACAGUUUGUAUGGUUACCUUCAAAGGGUAGAAACUAUAACUCAGUGUGGUACUUAAAGGUCCAGUGUGUAUGAGUUAGUGAGCCUAGCAGUGUAGUUGCAGAUUGCAACUCCCUUGCUUCACCCUCCCUCCCCUCCAACCGUGAAGGAGAAACAACGGUGGUAGCGAAAUGCCCGCAAAACACUACCAGCCCCUAUCUAGAACCAGUAUUUGGUUUGUCCCUUCUGGGCUCCUGUAGAAAGUGGCAGACUUCACGGAAGGUGACCAAAAGUGUCUUUUGAUAUAAACGCUUUAUUCUAGGGUAACAAAAGCACAGCCAUUCUUAUUUUUUGUUGAUUGUACAAUAAUGAAAACAUUUCAUUUCUGCCAAUAGAUCCUCCUAAAUGUUACACACUGGCAGAAUUUGAACACCACCUUCAUUGGGUUAGGUAAACUCAUUCCCACUACAACUAGUGUUAUUCAUGGUGCUUGCCAAGCUUCAAAACUAUCGUGGUUACCAUGGUUCUUUUAGGUUGUGUGGUGCCAGGAACUGGAAUAAGUUACCUUUGCACAAUUAAAAAAAAGUAAAUAAUUAACACCACAGCAGGGUAAAUUGUGGCCUAUGGGAAAGAAGUGUAAGCACAACAGCCUUGUUACAUUUUAAUGUAAUUGUUUAUUGUUUUUAAACAAGCCAGCAGCAACGCUUCAGGGAUGGCAAAGUCUGUUGUCCUCUCUGCUUAUCUUCUCUUAAUGAACCCCAUCAUAACUUCUACUUCUUACAGAUAACCCUUAAUCCACUAUGCUGAUGCACCACAGGACAUCACAGAGUUGCUUGCAUGGCUGUAGACUCUUAGUUAUGUCUUUACAUGUUUGCCUUGAGCUUAUUUUAUUGAUUAUGAUAUAGGUACAGUAUUUAUUGUUGGUAGUAUGACUUCUCACCCAUUCAUCUGGACUGUUUACUAUCAUUAUAUCAUUAUGUCCUCCCUCUUGUCAUGACUACUAAAGUAAACUGACCUAAAUAAUCAAUAAACAGUAUUUAUUCCACUCUUGACCAUAUUUCUGACCUGACCCGAUCAGAAAGUGGUAUUGUUUUGAGGUCUGUAGCCUUUAAGCAAUCCCAUUGGCCUGUUCACUCAUUUAUAUUCCUGGGCAUGCCUUCACCAGCACACAGGUUGAUUUUAAAAACCUUGGCUUCCCUUGAGAGGUCACAGAUGCGGUGGAAAACAGGUUCUGGACAUCUAUUUGAUGCUUUAUCCUUUUCAUGUUUUUCUGCUGCAGUGAUGCCUUUGUUCUUGUUUUUUGAAGGACAAUCGUGCACAAAGUUUGAAUUGUCACCACACCAGUUGGGAUGUUAUCUGGAUUGAUUUUUCAACACUUUUUGCCUGCAAGAAAUCAGAUAAAUAGUUUUUUAAAAUAAGCUUAAUGUAAUACAUAGAUAUCCCUUUAUGUCACCUGUGAGCAGUUAACGGUAUUACAGAAUAUGCCGUUUAUGUGAUUCGGUAUGAAGCAAAUCAGCAAUCAGUCGUAUGCCAGAGAGAGAAGAGAGACCCUACAGCUGGUAGCAAUCCAAUGCCUAAUAACUGUGAAAGCUUAUCCUCCAGCCCUGUUUAAAUAUACCGUGUAAGAGAGCAGGAAAAUAGCAUAGAAAAUUUGGGACCAAGACUUUAGGGGUCGUACCAGAAAAAUGUCGCCAAAUGCUUCAACUGACAUCAACUGUCCUUUGUGAUUUUAGUUGAUUUUAAUUGACGUCUGCAGAAGCAAUGUUCAGAAAAAAAGCAAUAUUCAGCCAUGCAUCUCAAACCAUUUAUAUUGUAUUACAUGGAUUUAAAAUGUACAGUAUUGUGAUUGUGUUGUUAAGCACCUCAGCUCUGCUCAAAUCAUUUUCAGAAAACAAAACAUUUAUUAAACAUUUUCCCAUAUAUAA
Dicentrarchus labrax (European seabass) is the source of this 3493-nucleotide messenger RNA. Its product is annotated as peptidase M20 domain-containing protein 2-like. Gene Ontology annotation, molecular function: dipeptidase activity. Bases 100 to 1347 code for a protein of 415 amino acids. The transcript is spliced from 7 exons. The record is from RefSeq and is a predicted model, not a curated record. NCBI's taxonomy places the organism in Eukaryota, Metazoa, Chordata, Actinopteri, Moronidae.